Molecule: messenger RNA, 1473 nt
Organism: Juglans regia (Persian walnut)
Lineage: Eukaryota; Viridiplantae; Streptophyta; Magnoliopsida; Fagales; Juglandaceae
Product: protein CANDIDATE G-PROTEIN COUPLED RECEPTOR 7-like
Exons: 1
Coding region: 18-1292 (424 amino acids)
Biological process (GO): transport
Cellular component (GO): membrane; Golgi apparatus
Source: RefSeq, a predicted model, not a curated record
UACUACACCGUCCUCCCAUGGCGUUCUCUACGUGCUCCGUCUUCCUCUCUCUCUUCCUCCUCUUCCUCUCUGCAUCUGUCUCCCUCGCCGAGAUCCGAUUCAUGGAGGUAAGAUUUGACAACCGACCGAUUAUUCCCUUCGACGAGUUUGGAUUCACCCUCACGGGUCGUCUGGAGGUCAACGUCUCCAAGAUCUCCCUCUCCGCCACGAAUCUCGAUCUCACAAAGGUCGGAUUCUUCCUCUGCACCCGGGACUCUUGGAUGCACGUGCUCCAGCAGCUGGAGGACGGCGAUGUCUCGUGCGCCCUCCUCUCCAAACUUGUCAAGCUUGUCUACACAUUCGAUAAGCUCAAAGACGCGAAAGGCUUUAGCAUCGUAUUCAGUGAGACCGACGCUGAUCAGUUCACGUUCGUCUUCGCCAACUGCCUCCAGAGCCAGCUCUCGGUCUCCAUGGACGUCAGGUCGGCGAUGUACAAUCUUGACGGAGCAUACAGUCGCCGGGACUACCUUCCCGCUGGGAAGACCAUUCUCCCGAGGAUUUACUUCCUCUUUUCUCUGGUCUAUUUCCCUCUCGCCGGCCUUUGGGUCUCCGUUCUGUACAAGAAGCGGUUGACAGUGUUCGGUAUUCAUUUCUUCAUGCUUGCCGUUCUGAUCCUCAAAGCUUUGAAUCUGCUCUGCGAAGCCGAGGAAAAAUCGUUCAUCAAGCGCACCGGUAGCGCGCACGGAUGGGACGUGUUGUUCUAUAUAUUCAGUUUCUUGAACGGAAUUGCUCUCUUUACUCUCAUUGUUCUGAUAGGCACGGGCUGGUCGUUUUUGAAGCCCUAUUUGCAGGACAAGGAGAAGAAGGUCUUGAUGAUUGUGAUCCCGCUUCAGGUCGUGGCGAACAUUGCUCAAGUCGCUAUCGACAAGAGCGGGCCGUUCGCGCAGGAUUGGGUCACCUGGAAUCAGGUGUUCUUGCUGGUCGAUGUGGUUUGCUGCUGCGCGGUGUUGUUCCCUAUCGUGUGGUCGAUCAAGAACCUGCGCAAGGAGGCGAGGACCGACGGCAAGGCGGCGGCGGUUAAUUUGACCUUGUUUAGGCAGUAUUUCGUCGGGGUGAUUUGCUACAUUUGUUUUACCCGCGUUGUGGUGCGUGUACUAGAGACUAACACUUCGUAUCGAUAUCUUUGGACGAAUGUCGUGGCUGCAGAGUUGGCGACGCUGGCGUUCUAUGUGUUCACCGGGUACAAGUUCAAACCCGAGGCACACAACCCGUACUUUGUGGUCGAUGAUGAGGAGGAGGCAGCAGUUGAUUAGGCGCUGAAGCUUGAGGAUGAGUUCAAAUUGUGAGCGUUAACAAGGAAGAUUUUUGGAGCUGGAGCAGUAAUCAAUUUGGGGAGUUGAGGUAGAAACUUCAAACUAUUACAAAAUGGCUAUUGUUAAAUUUGAGUACUACAGAAAUUGUCAGGAUAUAAAAUUUGUGUUUUCUUUUGUUGCU